Molecule: messenger RNA, 240 nt
Organism: Chondrus crispus (carragheen)
Lineage: Eukaryota; Rhodophyta; Florideophyceae; Gigartinales; Gigartinaceae
Exons: 1
Coding region: 1-240 (79 amino acids)
Source: RefSeq, a predicted model, not a curated record
AUGGUAUGCCGGCACGAUCCGCGGAUAUCACCGGAAGGCGGUUACCUCGUCAGAGGAUGUCAUAAACCGUUCUUCCCACGGGUCGUAGAAGACAUAAUCGCCCGAGUUGGGUGCCGUCCUCCCCGGAGCGAGGUCCACGCGAAGCGUGCCCCGAGAACUCUGCUCGGCAGGAACUUGCGACCACUCGAUACUGGAGAUCAGGUCGAUGAGAUGACGUACCUCUUCAUAGUUGGAGGAUGA